GAGGAGACGCAACAAUCACAACCUGAACUAUCACCUUUGGUCCUGCGUACAGCUAAAUCUUUAUGUGAACUAUUGGGCAGCAAGUUGUCUUCAUCAGACCAAACCACCCCAGUCAUGGCUGGAAGCAGCAGACCCUUGAGUACUCAGCCCAGUGCUCCUACCAUGAGGGAGGCCUUGAAAAGGCCAUUCCCACACAUCUUCAGUAAACCUGCUGAUCAGCCAAGAGGGAAGAGACGAUUUUCUGCUCCUGCCACUUCUGUUGUGAAAACGACAAACUUUCAUGUAUAUGUCCUUCCGAGACCCACUGAAUUCACACCAAAGGGCUCAGCAGAAGAACUACAGCUUGCCACUGCUGGCCUUGGGAAAAGGUUAAUACGUUUAGCAGAGAACUGGGAACACAGUCAGAUUGAAUCUAAACUCUGGGAGGAAUUUCCUAAACUGAAGACCUUGAAAGGAGGUUGGAUGUUUCACAAGUCCACAGUGGACGUCGCAAGCUGACAUCAAUUUUACAAGGCCCUGAGGGGUACACCUUUGAGACACUCAAAGGGGCAUCCAGCAGUGGCAAGAACACUUUAUUUCUAGUUCCACUACAGGAGCAGUUGUCCAUUGAACCACUUCCCUUCGACUCUCCAGAGUUUGCCAACAUGCCAAAGGCAAACUGCAUGAAAUGUCGAAGUCUAAUGCCUUUGCAGCUGUUACCUUUACAUUUGGAGGGAUGCAAUGUGGAUGAAUUUGAAGGAUCUCCUAAUGAAGACUGCACAGUUAUUGAAGAGCCACUUCUCUGUACGACAGCUCUCUCAGACCCUCCUACCACUGAGAUUGGAGAAUCCACAAAGUUGGGGGAAUCUACUGCAAUGGAAGAAUCCUGUCAAGUUUGCCCAAUCUGUCAGGCAGAAUACCCAGUUGAUGCCCUUCCAUUUCAUGCUGACAUGUGUGCUGAAAGAAUGGACAUUGCUACUACACGCAGUGAAGCAGCAAGGCUGACAAGCGGUGAGGAAGUGCCAGGACCUUCUUUUCCAAGAUUGUCAACACCACCAUCAGCUGCAUGGGAGAAAGAAAAGAACCCGGAAGAGGCAUGUCAGUUGUUCCGACAGGAGAUACUGGAGCGUAACUCAAAAUGUCCACAUCUCUUGCUGUCAAUCAACAUGUUUGAUUCUGAAGAAGAAAAGGACAGUUCAUUGAUUGCAUUCUACAAAAGGAAUAACGUUAACUGGGCAGCUCCAUUUAAGUGCAACGCUAACAGGAGAUGCAGCAAUUGGUGAAGGCGUCAAACGGCAUGUCUUGUCAAUGGCAAUGCAGAAAUUGAAGACUGGUUUCAGUAUUAAUUUAGGCUCUGCUAGUCUUACACCCCUUUUUGAAGGGGAAAAAGAUCAUCUGGUUCCCUCAGUAGCUGGUGUACUUCGGGAAUGCAAGCUGUUUCAGAUGGCUGGUCGGAUUCUUGGCCAUAACUUCAUUCAUGGCGGCUCUGGAUUCCCAGGACUCAGUUUGGCUGUCGUGACUCUGUUAACUGGGGGGGAGACUGAAACUGCCGCAGCAGCUCUGACUCUUGAGGAUGUUGCUGAUCUUGAUCAUCGGGAAACUAUUGGUUUGCUCAAGAAGGCAGAACUUACUGCAGAAGAAACCAACAGUUUGACUGAUCUUUGCCUGUCCUGGUAUCAACCUACUCCUACCUCCACCAAUCAUGACUGGCUGUUCCAGUUGCUGCUUACAAAAGCAGUACUUCACAAUGGAAUCCAGCCUAUUAAGCAGAUCCGGAAAGGCCUGAAAGAAACUGGAAUCUGGCCGCUAAUUUCAGCCAGACCAGAUGUCCACCCCAUACUUUUCCCAAGGGAGUCAAAUGUGGAACUUAACUCACAGACCAUGAUCGAGACCAUUCGCUGGCCACAACCUUCAUGUGACAGCGAUGAGGAAGAGGACGAGCCUGUUCCAUUGAUGAACAUCAGUGCAGUCACUGGAUUUUUGAGGAGAUUCAAAGAGGAAGCAUCACCAGAGGUGCUGCGUGACCUCAUGAGGUUCUGGGUCGGCUGGGAGCAGCAAAUGAGUUGUCUCUACGUGAAGGUUGUACGCUCAACUUAUCCAGUAGCGCACACCUGCUUGCACACAUUGGAGCUUCCUUGCCACUACCAGACCUACACAAUGUUCCACCAAGAUGUGAUGAUGGCCCUCAAUUCCAUCAGCUCUGGCUUUGGGAUGGUGUAGUGCAAAUGUGACCCAAGGUGUUAAAAGGGGGUGGGGACUGCUACUAAUUGAUGCAUAGUUUUAAGUAAUUGUUCGUAGACUUGAUGGAAGGCCUCUGGCUUUGGUUUCGUUUAGUAGGUUCAGGUUGAAAUAAGGUCUUGCACUUGUCACUUUGAAAAAAAAAUUCUAUAUUGUCUUACUGCCAUUGUUCAGGCACUUAAAUUGGGGUGCUUUAGUAAAUUUUGUAUACAGUACAACCUGUGACAUAGGCAUUUUAAAAUGUAGUUGGAGAAAAAAAAACUGCAAUUGUUCAGGUACUUGAAAUGCUAUAUAUUGUAUAGUGUAUACAAUAGUCCAACUCAGUUUUGUUGUGGAGCAAUCACUUACUAUAAAAAUUCAUCUUGGGAUUCUGCAGAAUUUGUUCAAGUAAAGAUUCUUGUGUAUGCAAUCGACAUACCACUAGUUUAACUGUAUUGUAACAUUACAAUAAAGUUUUGGUAAAAACUGUCCUACUGUAUAUUACUCUUGCACCUGAC
Melanotaenia boesemani (Boeseman's rainbowfish) is the source of this 2714-nucleotide messenger RNA. RefSeq lists its product as uncharacterized. The record is from RefSeq and is a predicted model, not a curated record. Gene Ontology annotation, molecular function: ubiquitin-protein transferase activity. The coding region runs from base 1288 to 2199 and encodes 303 amino acids. The transcript is spliced from 15 exons. NCBI's taxonomy places the organism in Eukaryota, Metazoa, Chordata, Actinopteri, Atheriniformes, Melanotaeniidae.